UACCUCAGUCUGAGCCGGGCGGCUGCAGGAGUGAGCAUCGUGCUUCCUUGUCUGUCACCUCGAAGGCUCUGCCCCGGAGCUCGCAUUGGACAGGACGCGGAGGACUGUGUGCUGAGCCCGCGCUGCUUGUUGUGUAGCAGCUGGAGAUUACUGCGGUGUGGAGGGCGGCAUGGAGCCGUGACCGGGGCUAGGGGAUUACAAUUCAGCGCUCCGACUCUAGGGGAUGGGAAGCCUGGAUACCUGACGGAGCUGUGGGCGGGUUCUGAGAUUGGACGGGAAAAGUUCGGAUUGUCCGCGACUGGCACGGUGACCCCAGCCGGGAGUUGGGAUGGAGGGUCUCCGGCGGCUGCUCGGGCUCCUGCUCGCUCUGUGGCGGGUGUGCGCGGUGCUCGGCAAGAACCUGGAGGCGGUGACCUGGAACUCGCAAAACUCGCGGUUUCUACCUGGAAAAGGCUUGAUUUUAUACCCAGAGAUUGGUGACCGUUUGGACAUUAUUUGCCCCAAGGGGGAGCCAUCACAGCCUUAUGAACAUUAUAAAUUGUACAUGGUGCGCAAGGAUCAGGCAGAGUCAUGCAGUACAGUUAUGGAUCCCAAUGUCUUGGUCACCUGCAACCAACCUGAGAAGGAAUUUCGUUUCACCAUCAAGUUCCAGGAAUUUAGUCCAAACUACAUGGGCCUAGAGUUCCGAAAAAACCAGGACUAUUACAUUACAUCUACUUCCAAUGGAACGCUACAGGGUCUUGAGAAUCGGGAAGGAGGGGUAUGCCAUUCACGAUCCAUGAAGAUCAUCAUGAAAGUCGGACAAGAUCCAAAUGCAGUAUUACCAGAGCAUGUCACCACUAGCCGGCCAGGCAAAGAAGUGGAUAAUACUGGGAAGAUGGCAACACCUGGACCAUGGAACAAUGGAUUUGAGGGAGAAGACCAUGGGAAGCCAGAUACUGUGAACCAGGCGGAUAGACCUUCCUCUGGAGGCGGUGUUGAUAACUUCUUCAGUUCUAAAGUGGCUGUAUUUGCCGCCAUUGGCGCGGGAUGCGUCAUUUUUAUUCUCAUCAUCAUCUUCCUAGUAGUUUUGCUUAUCAAGAUCCGAAAACGGCACCGCAAACACACUCAGCAACGGGCAGCUGCCCUAUCUCUUAGCACAUUGGCUAGCCCUAAAUGCAGUGGAAAUUCUGGCACUGAGCCAAGUGACAUCAUCAUCCCUCUGCGGACUACAGAGAACAAUUACUGCCCACACUAUGAGAAGGUGAGCGGGGAUUAUGGACACCCUGUGUACAUUGUACAAGAGAUGCCACCUCAAAGCCCCGCAAACAUCUAUUACAAGGUCUGAGAAGAACUGUGACAACUCAUCCUGCGCCCCAUCAGUGGGAUGGCCAAUCCAAGCACCAGGAGCACAGGCCAAAGGUCACUCUGCAUUACAGGACUCUGGGAGACGGAGCAAUAAGACUAACUUUCCCUAUGUUAGGUAUUUUUAUAUAGUUUGCCCCAUUGUUCUGCUCCCUUUCCUGUCCAGGGGAGGGUGGUUUGGAUAUGCUCCUGUCUGCACUUUGCACACCUGCCGUGGUUAACCCUUACUUGACAAGCAAGGGCAGUCUGAACUGUCUUCCACGAUUCAUGUUGUGGAGGCACAAUGAUGCAGGUAGUAUUGAUGGCUGUGACUUCAGUAUUCAGCAAAGCAGUGGCCCAUGUCAUGGUAGCAGAGGGGUUGACAUACGCUUAGUAAACUUUGUAAAAUUGCGCUGGAAGCCCUGAUGUUACAUCUACUGUACCCGGUUGUGAAUGACAAGCUUUUAAUGGCAUAGUAGGGCACAGUGAUGGGAAGCCCCACCAGGGCCCUGUCUGUGUUCUGUUCCUGAGUGGUAUAAUUUUGUGUGUCUGACUCUUUUCCAGUUUAAACCCACCCUGGCUUACUUGACUAAGCCCUCGGUGGGUUGUAACCAUUCAGCCACGCAUGCACACACUACCUGCACACUGGUACACACAAAGCAAGCUACCUGUGAACACAUAUAUGCACUUAAUUGCACACUCCUUUCAGUUGGUUGCAUCACCAAUACCGCCCACUGGUCUCAUUACAAUGAAAUUACUGACGACAUGGAUGCAAUGAUUACAGCUUGUACGUGCUGGAUCCAGUUUUGUGGCAAUCACCUGACUGCACAAAGAAAUAUUCAGGAUAAUGACUGACCUAUACGAGUGAACUAUGCCCAAUGUAAAUGAAAUCUUAUUUUUUCUAAGGGAACUUGGUCCCAUAUGUUCUCAGUGAGUAGAAGUAACAUUCAUGCCCUAUAUCAAUGUGGCUGUAAGUGACCAGGGAGGGUUCUGUUCUCAGUUGUUACAUUGGUUCUACUCCCCUGAUUUGGCAAUUUGCUACCUGAUUACUGGUGACCUUUUUGUCAUUAUUUACCCGCUGGAGUUAAUGCCACCCAUAGUGCGGCAGUAUUAUGUUCACUCAGGAACUUGCAUGUUGCUGUAGCAUCAGUUGAGGGUGUAGAUGCUCAUACCGUGGUCACCCAGAGUUCCUCCAGUAGGCUCUAAUAGAUAAUUUAUAUUUGCAUCUGUGCCGCAGACUCGUAUGGUUUUCAUCUGAAUAGUGCAGUACAAAUGACUCAGUCUACAAAAAUGUAAUUCACAUUGGUGAAAAAGCUAGUGUGGUCCUCGAGUCUGGGACACGUGUGGUAGCUGCAGUCUUGACGACAUUUCUGCUUUAUGCACCUUUGUGUGAUGAUUAAUUGCAGACUGAGUUCAGCCUUCCACCAGUGACCGUGCCACCCGGCUACAUGGCGCUGAUGGUGACAUUGGGGUUAUGGUCUGGGGUAGGACUUGGAAGGGUUCUCCUAUUAGGGCAGUUACACUAUUUCGGACCACAGUAAGCAGACCGUGUGGGGUGCACACUCCUGUGCUGUGGUCCUGAUAUUGAUAUUUAUUACAGCCUUUGGGAGGGCGCACUCUGUGGAGGCCAACUACCCUCCUGCCGUAUGGAAUAUACGCCACAAAUACAAAUCUAUGGGGACCACCACUUACCUAGAAGUAUUUAUGCAAAUAUCCAGUCAUUCACAUAACACACGUUUCUCCUGCCCUCGGCUUACUCUUUCUGGUAUCGGCCGCGUAGUUUUGCUAAUGGCUGUCCUGCACUUCUUCACCCCUCGUGUCACUUCUAUCUCUGGAUCUAGCAUUGUUCUUUCACCACUUUCCCACCUCGUAUCUUCUCUCCACAUCCACCACCUUUCUCAUUUUUUUUCUUUUUUUUUUUUCUUCUAGAACUUUUCUCUCCAUCAGAUGCUUCUCCUCCUUUUUUUGCAUGUCUAAUAUUCUUAGCAUAUUUGGCUGACACGAAGAAUUCUUGUAACAAGGUGGAUACAACUGCCUUUUUCCUUGACAUGUCUUGGUGUGUUAUUUUUUUUUUUUUACUAUUUGCAGACCUUUUACAUACACUCUUGUAUACUGACACUUGCAUAUACUUGUUCGCUCCUCCGCACUGAACACACCCUGUUGUAAAUCCUGUCAUGGAAGGGUUUCCUACACGCUUGCCUGAGCGCAGCAGUCGAGUCAGGACAUGUGCUGCAUGUCUUACUUCCCUCUGCUGCUUUCUGGCAUGUAGGAUCCAACCACAUUGGAGUGUGUACAUAAUUCUAUACACGAGUCUCCGUGCCAGAUACUUAUACCCUCGUUCACUCCAGGGACAUCUGGACCAUCCACCUCAGGUGGUUGUUUCUUUCCCUUGGUCUUCUGAUGUCAGACAUUCACCCCCCAAGGUACAGAGCAGGACCUAUGAAUUGUGAGGCCCUGCAUGGAGUGCAGGGUUUGCCGUGUACCUCUUGCCAUAACUACCUGCCUUGCUAGUGGCGCCUCCAGCACAUUUCCAUAUACCCCCCGGGGCAGUGCCCUGUUUUACAUUCUAUGCAGAGUAGGAUCUGGUGUCCCUUUUGUAUUGAGGCAGAUUAAGGGCUUGUGUGCUGUAAGGCGGCAGCUGUCUGUCUGCUGGAGAGGGGCUCUGAGACACUCCGUCUCUAGGGACAAGGCCUUAAAAUAGAAUCUCAAAAGCACCACGCGCUCAGCCCUCCACCUCAUGUUUGCAUUUGGCACCGUUCAGUUUCAAUGUUAAUAUUUUCUUUUUAAAUUUUUCUUCCGAGUUGGACCUGCUUUUUUUUUGUUUUGUUGUUUUUCGGAGCAGGCCAAAGGUGCGAAUUGCUUUUAAGCACAUGACAUAAGUACUUCUGUAAAGUUCGGCUCUCUUCCCUACUUUAUUUUAUGGUUUCUGUACAUACGCAAUCCCCUGUCAUUAUUCCUAUUUUAUAAUGUUUUGCCGAUUUUGCUCCUGCACAUUAUCUUAGGUUAGGAGCGGUUCAGAUUCUGAAAUAUAUAGAAAAUGUCCUACCAGUCGCCCUUUUACAAACCACUUCAUUGUCUGGACUUCUCAGAUCUGCAGCAAUGUGUUUUUUCUUUCAUCUUACAUGAGCCCCAUUCCUUCUCCUCACGCUCUAAACACCAUGUACAUAUGUGAAAAGAAAAGGUGAAAUUAAAAUUUAUUAGCACCUUUUUUUUUUUUUUUUUUUUUUAAAUUUUCCAGAUGGAUUUUCCUCCUGUACCUUAAGAGAUUAACUUUGAUAUUUUUUGUAAAUUAAUGUGUUUUUGAGACAAAUACUGUAAAGCUGUUUUUGUAUAAACUCCAAAUUUAUUUUCAUUUUGUUUUCUUAGUAAGAAAAAAAGUUUUUUGGAAACCUAAAUCCAAUUGCAUAUCUAUUCAUAUCAUGAAAGCAUCCACGAGUCACCCCGACAAUGUAUUCAUAGGAUAAGAAGCCUCUUUGGUAGUAAUUCUUCAGACUGUUCUUAAUAAUAGCAGAGGAAAUCCACCCAAAUGUAGCUGUCAAAGUCUCAAACUGGUCUUGUUAACCCUUACAUCAAUGGUAAUUCUGGCUGACCACCCACUGAAGACUACAGCUUGGGGCUCCAGUUGUGUGUGGAAAAUAUGCAUUUUACAGUGGCAGCAACGUGGAUUAGAUUCUAAGAACACCUCAUCCACGUGCUGUGAGACUUCUGCAGCAAAAUCCGCACACAACUUUGCCCUGCAGAUUUAACCCCCGCAGCAUGUGCAUUUAUGCUGCGGAUUUCACCAAUGUGGCAAACCCUCAGUGUUUGUGCUAUGAAUUACCCAACUUAAAGGGGUUAUCCUGGAAAAGAUAAAGAUGUAUCUUCAAGAUGGGUCAUCAUUAUCACAUUAGUGGGGGUCCAAGUCCCAGCACCGUGCUGAUCAGCUGUUUCAGGCAGUUGCUGCGCUCACUGGAGCUCCGGUGAUUAAUACAGGCUCCUGGAAGCUUUCCAAGGACAGCGCCGUACAUCCUAUAGUGGCAGUGUUUGGUAUUGCAGCUGUGCCCCAUUGACUAGAAUGGGGCUGAGCUGCAACUAGGCCAUGUGACCGAUGUAUGGUGAUGUCACAUGGCCUAGGAAGAGGCUCAGUCUGCCCUUUUCUAAUAGCAGCUGAUCAGCGGGGGUCGCACCUCUGCAGAUCUAAUAUUGAUGACCUAUCCUAGUGAUAAGUUAUAAAUAUCCUUUUCUGGAUAACCCCUUUAAUGGCGCAGAUUCUGCUGCUGCAGAGAAUCCACAGCCGACCCAUCAGAUGUGCAAGCACCCUAAAGGGUUAACUUUGUUUUCAAUGACAAUAAUGUACUGAAUCCAAAACCUGCAAGACCCUGGGAGUCAUUUACAAAGGAUCAGUAUUGUACAACCUUGGGCUCUUGCACUUUGUUAUUUUGAAGGACCUCUACCUCAUAUGGGGCAGA
Molecule: messenger RNA, 5771 nt
Organism: Bufo bufo (common toad)
Lineage: Eukaryota; Metazoa; Chordata; Amphibia; Anura; Bufonidae
Gene: EFNB1
Product: ephrin B1
Exons: 5
Coding region: 329-1327 (332 amino acids)
Biological process (GO): ephrin receptor signaling pathway; axon guidance
Cellular component (GO): plasma membrane
Molecular function (GO): ephrin receptor binding
Source: RefSeq, a predicted model, not a curated record